This is a messenger RNA of Ceraceosorus guamensis, 183 nucleotides long. RefSeq lists its product as hypothetical. Lineage: Eukaryota; Fungi; Basidiomycota; Exobasidiomycetes; Ceraceosorales; Ceraceosoraceae. The coding region runs from base 1 to 183 and encodes 60 amino acids. The transcript has 2 exons. The record is from RefSeq and is a predicted model, not a curated record.
AUGCUGCAAGACAAAUCGCACAUCGUCGCGCAGCUGAGCAGCAAGGAAAAGGUGCUGGCGGAAGAGGUGACCAACUUGAGCAAGAAGCAAAAGUUUUUGGAAAAGCAAGCGUCGGAUGCUCAAGGUCACAUGCGGGACAUUUUCAGAGGCGUGGAAGCUCAACAAGCAGCUCAGGCUUCAUGA